Molecule: messenger RNA, 855 nt
Organism: Bursaphelenchus xylophilus (pine wood nematode)
Lineage: Eukaryota; Metazoa; Nematoda; Chromadorea; Rhabditida; Aphelenchoididae
Source: the annotation of a GenBank genome assembly
AUGUCAUCAAAAACAAAUUCCCUGUUAAGAUGGUCAUUUCUCCUUCUGCUUUUGGCCACACUAAAAAUAGCGGCCGAGACGGAUCUCAAAGAGUUGUGCUCCCAGUUUCCCGAUGGGCAUUUCCCCAAGAAACCGGAAAAUGUCUGCGCAUUUUCUGUAGCGUUUUCUGAAGACUCCUGUGAUACAAUUCCAAAGGAUUCUGUGCAAAAUGACAUCGCCGUUUUUGACGAGAUGGAUCUGCCAGAGGAGAAAAAUGAGCCGUUUUUGGAGGGAUUGGAUGCUCCGCCAGCUUCUGGAAAAUGGUGCUUUAUGGGUAAGAAGCCGCUAAACAUAAUAUUUACAUAUUUCUUUGAGAAAUUUACCAUCUGUUUCCUUGAGAAGCCUACAAAUUUCGCAAAUCUUGCCUACAAAUAACUUUGAAUGCCUCGGCUAACUCUUCCAGCCCAGUGUUGAGGUUUUCAGUAACUUAAACGUGGAUUAGGCAGCCGCGAAGAGUGAAUUUAACAUGAGUGCCUAGGAUCAGACACUUCUUUGAUUCAUGGUCUAAAUUUUCUUUCAAAAACCAUGAACCCAUGAAGUUCCAAAGCUCCUAGAUUUUGCCCCACAAAAGAAAGAAAUUUGCUUUGAAAUUCUAUAGAUGACUAAACUGUCGUCGGCAGACAGUCUAUUUGUCACCUCACAUACCAAACCGAUGUCAAAUGACUUCUAAUUUCAAUAGACUCCACCUUUUUCUAUGUAACAGCUGUAGACACCCUUGAAGCUGUCAGUUGUAGUACCUACAAUGUGAUAAACAGACAAUUAACAACAAUUUUUUCAGCACUCAAGUCCGAUUACCUUCAAUGGAAAAAACGUUGA